GUCCAAGUAUCUGACUCGGUUAUUUUGUAGAAAAAGUCAUGUUUUUAACUCCCUCGUGGAGCUGCUUCAAAAAAAAAUUGUCUUAGCACAAUCAACAAACAUCUCUUAUUAGUAAAAGCAAUAAAACCAUGCCUCUAAGUCUUAAUACUUCUGAUCUUAAUAUAGAACUUGGAACCCUUGUUUAACUUUGUGAAUUGUGUGAGGAAUCGACUUUAGUAUAGAACCCUUGUCUGCAACAGCGCCAACAACACCUUGAGUAAUUUUAAGCCUAGACUUGUCAGUAAAAAUAUAGUUGAUCACUUCCUUUUGCCAUGGCUUUCAAAGAGCCCAUGUCUUAGUACUUCACACGUGCACUCCAGAAAUAAUUUAAUCAUCACAGGUCGAGUUCAGGUCAUAAUUUUUGAGUCGGGUAUAUAUAUAUGUUCGGACUGCUUCGAGUAUCGGAGUAUGGUUCACAUUCGGGUUUAGUUGCUUACGGGUUAGAUCUGGGUGAGGUCAUAUUAUUUCAGGUUUCAAUUCUAUUUCGAGUUGGUAAAAAUUGAGUCUCAUGUCGAUAUUGGGUAUGAGUCAGUUUUGCCACCUCUAAAAAAUAUCUCAAACUAAUAGCUUUAUGUAGUAAAUGAAGUAUAAUAUUAGGCUUAAAUCAAAGGUUUUUACCCAUUUGAAUGAAGAAGCAUUUUGAAAAAGGUCGUGGAAUGAGAUUUUAGGUGGAAAAAAUUUGGGAAUAUUAAGGUGAAAAGACAUUUAAAUUAAAAUGUAAUUAACUCUUAGUUAUUUACCAAAGAUUAUUAAUCUCUUUUGCAUUAGGUAUUUGCUGCUUCCGGGGAAAGAAAUCCUCCCGUGGAGGACCUGGUCCGCCAGUCCAGGAUCAAGUUCGAAAGGGCGGGGGUGCAUCGCGUAAAAAAGGCCUCUUAAUGUUCUUUUUUUUACCAUAUUAAAAUAUUAAUCUAUUAUACAAACUGCUAAUACAAUAAGCUGGUCAAACUCUCAUAGAACAACUAAUUAAAUUCUCUAACACAAUUAGUUAUUCAAAUCCUUUAAUAUAAUCAACAAGCCUGUUAAUACAACCAACUAACAACUAAUCGAUUGUUAUUCGCUAAUUGUCAAAGGCAGUAAGAUACCAAAAUUGCCCUUACUUUCUCCCCCUAGGCCCUAUGACCCCUAUCCAUUUACAUUUAGCGUUCUCUUUCCAGUCCAAAGUCCAAUCUCACCCAAGCUGCCUAGUUUAACACAAGAAUCGCCUUUAGGAUCUAGCACCCACCAGAACCUCAUUCUCUUUGCUACUAAUAUACUCGUUGCAAUAUGCUGUAUUGCUGUGUAUGAAGUUGUCUCAUCUAAACUAAGGGUAUGCUUACAUUGCUUACUUAUUAAAGUAGUAAUGUUAAGUCCAGCUUUGAAGUGAAAAUCGGCAUAAAUAUUCGCUCAAGAGUGACUUCUUUAUGGAAGCAUCCAAGAUGAAAGGAAAUUUGCAUGAAGCAAAGAGCUUCUCACAUGAACUUUGCAUGAAUGGUGUUCAGUAACCAAACUCCACAAUCCAUUCAUUUCUUGCUUAGUAUUUUCUUUGGAAACUGAGGACUACUUGUCACGACCAUAUCAUGUUUCACCAUCCCUUUAAUCCAACACAUACCUAAGUAGAAAACUAGGAUGAAGAUAACUCAUGAGACGACGAUAUAUAAACUCAAGCCAAUAUGUAUGGGUUGGUUAGAAAGCAUAGUAUAUGCCAAAAAAGAUGGACCAGAAAAAGGAUGAAAUCAAAGGAAAGGUUUGUGUAACAGGGGCCUCAGGGUUUCUAGCUUCUUGGCUGGUCAAGCGUCUUCUUUCAUCUGGCUAUUUUGUCAUUGGAACAGUCAGGGACCCAGGAGAUGUAAAAAAAUUGGAGCAUCUGUGGAGGCUUGAAGGGGCAAAAGAGAGGCUGAAAUUAGUAAAGGCUGAUUUAAUGGAAGAAGGAAGCUUUGAUGGAGCAGUAUGGGGAUGUGAGGGUGUAUUUCACACUGCUUCCCCUGUUGCAGGAACCAAGAAAGAUCCAAAGGCAGAAAUAUUGGAACCUGCCAUAAGGGGAACAUUGAAUGUACUUGAAUCAUGCAAGAAGAACCCGUCGCUAAGACGUGUGGUUCUUACCUCAUCUUCUUCAACUGUCAGAAUAAGAGAGGAUAUUGACCCUUCUGUUCCUCUUGAUGAAUCAGUUUGGAGCUCCACCGAACUUUGUGAAAGGUUCCAGGUAUGGUAUGCACUGUCGAAAAUUCAGGCAGAGAAAGCAGCAUGGGACUUCUGCAAGGAGAAUAACAUCGAUUUAGUGACUAUCCUUCCUGCUUUUGUAAUUGGGCCUAGUCUCCCUCCUAAUCUUUGCUCUACUGCCUCUGACGUUCUUGGCUUGUUCCAAGGAGAAACAAACAAAUUCGAGUUUCAUGGAAGGAUGGGAUACAUUCACAUUGACGAUAUAGCUCUGUGCCAUAUCUUGGUCUAUGAACGUGAAGAAGCACAUGGUCGAUACCUUUGUAGUUCCACGGUUAUGGAACAUUACGAAUUAGCAUCCUUUUUAGCAUCUCGAUAUCCAUCUUAUCCUAUUCCUAGAGGGUUUACAAAGCUGGACAGACCUUACUACACCUACAACACUUCCAAGAUUGAGAAUUUAGGGUUCAAGUUCAAGCCAAUUGAGGAGAUGUUUGAUGAUUGUGUAAAUUCACUUAUUACGCAGGGUCAUCUCUAGUUACCUCAAAUGUUUGUUGGACUUUUAUAAUUCUCUUUCCGUUGGUGAACUAUGUUUAGGAUCUGAGAUCAUGGUACUUAGUGCCCUUAAUUAAAUUACUGUUAAGAACAUUUGUUAACUUUGCUACAUUAGAAUACAAAAAAGUAUUCAGC
Molecule: messenger RNA, 2859 nt
Organism: Beta vulgaris subsp. vulgaris (sugar beet)
Lineage: Eukaryota; Viridiplantae; Streptophyta; Magnoliopsida; Caryophyllales; Amaranthaceae
Product: tetraketide alpha-pyrone reductase 1
Exons: 7
Coding region: 1718-2707 (329 amino acids)
Molecular function (GO): oxidoreductase activity, acting on the CH-OH group of donors, NAD or NADP as acceptor
Source: RefSeq, a predicted model, not a curated record